AUGACGACGACUACUACUACGGUUGCCUCUACUACUGAGGACGACAAGAAGAAGAAGAAGAAGACUCCGAAACCGAGCGCUAGCGCCAGUGAGACGUUGAGUUUUGUGUUUGCGUGUGGCCCAAAUGUGACGGUGUUGUUUCUAUUGGGUGUACUGGGCGGCAUGUGCAAUGGACUGGUGUAUCCUGCGCUGGCGUAUUUGUUCAGUUCUUCGUUUGUGAACAUUUCUGCCGCAACCGAGGACAACGCAUUGGCAGGAAUUCGUGACAUUGCCUACAAGUUUCUGGUAGUGGGAGUCGUUGCCUUGGUGGCCGCUGCCUGUCAGACAUUCUUUUUGGAGUGUGCGGCGCAUCAUGCGACUCAGUCUCUGCGAUUGCAAUGGUUUUCGUCUCUCCUACGACAAGACUCUGCCUUUUUUGAUCUCCACGAUGUCAGUGGCAUUGCGUCCUCGUUGGGUCCUGCGGCGAUCAAGUACCAACGUGGCAUUGGACGGAAACUCGGUGAUGGCAUUCAAUUCUUUACCACUGGAGUGGGCGGCUUUGCGUAUGGAUUCUACUCGAGUUGGAAAGUCGCGUUGCUCGUACUCGCAUUCUUGCCCGUCGUCUCCAUGAUGGCACUCUCGGUCGUCACGCUCAAUCAAACGCGCAGUGCUCGAGCCGCCAAGUACUAUGGAAGAGCCGCUUCGGUCGCCUACACGACCGUCUCGGAAAUUCGAACUGUAUUGGCACUCAAUGCUGUGCCAGAAAUGAUUCGUCAAUACACGUUGGCCACACAGGAUGCCUUUGAUCAGGCCGUACAGGUUGUAUUCAAGGAAGGACUGGCCAAUGGAGGAAUGCUCGGAAGUUUCAUGGUCUUAUACGGAAUUCUCGUACUCUUUGGAUCCUAUCUGCUCUACUCGGACAUUGCCGACACGGGAUGUGAUCCGUCAGGAGGUGUCCUUGGCAAUCAAACUUGUUCCAAUGCUGGAUCCGACGUUUUUGGAGCCAUGUUGGGCAUUAUGUUUGCCGCUCAGGGAAUUUCACAGGUUGGAAAUUGUACCGAAGCCUUUACCGAGGCUCGAACGGCGGCUUAUUCGGCACUCCUCGCUAUCAAUCGCAAACCCGGCACUCCUUCCGAAACCGUCUACAAAACAGACGAAGAAAUAGAAGCCGAAACCACCAAAUCCACUCGAUCCAUCACCAAUCAUUCCUCCGAGAAUUUCAAAAAUACAAAAGACUUUGAUCCACGCAUCAAGGCUGUGCUUCCAAAGUACGAAAUUGAUUCUUUUGGAGAAGGGGGAGCCAAGCCCACCAAUGUCCAAGGACGACUCGAGUUCAAGGAUAUUCGCUUUCACUAUCCGACUCGCCCUCAUCAACCCAUUCUCAAUGGCUUGUCCGUAUCGGUGCCGGCGGGAAAAACCAUUGCCCUCGUUGGACCCAGUGGCGGAGGCAAGUCGACCAUUGUCUCCAUGUUGGAACGAUUCUACGAUCCCACUUCGGGCAGUGUCGAAAUCGAUGGAACCAACAUUAAAGACAUCAAUGUGCAUCAUUUGAGAUCUCUUAUUGGAUAUGUGGGACAGGAACCAACACUAUUCAAUGAUACUGUCGGCAAGAAUAUUGCCUAUGGAAAUCCAUCUGCCACGCAAGAACAAAUUGAAGCGGCAGCAAGAAUGGCCAAUGCACACGAUUUCAUUUCCAGUUUUCCGCAAGGAUAUGACACACACGUGGGAGACAAGGGAUCGCAGCUCUCGGGAGGACAGAAACAGCGCAUUGCCAUUGCUCGUGUCUUGGUGGGCAAUCCUUCCAUUCUGCUACUCGAUGAGGCAACUUCUGCGUUGGAUUCAGAGAGUGAACUGGUCGUCCAGGAUGCACUUGACAAUGUUCUCUCGCAUCGAAAUUUGACAACCGUCGUCAUUGCCCAUCGUUUGUCCACAAUCCGCAAUGCCGAUAUUAUUGCUGUCAUUGUCAAGGGACGCAUCGUCGAAACUGGAACACACGAAGAACUCAUGUUGGCUGAAACGGGAUACUACCGAAACUUGGUGGAAAAACAAGAAGGACCCGAUCGAGGAUCAUCCUUGGCAUCGUCACGAAAUAGUUCGUCCAAUAGCUUGGCAGAGAUGGAUGCUGAUGACCAGAACACCAAUGGCAACAACAUGAAUGGAGAAUCAAUCAAUAAGCCCAUGGGUGCCCCCGUGCUCGAGUUCAAGGGGGUGCAGUUUGCGUACCCAACUCGACCCAAUAAGAAAAUCUUUGCGGGUUUCGAUUUGGCUAUUCAUCGAGGUGAAACUGUGGCGCUGGUGGGCCCAAGUGGCGGCGGAAAGUCGACAACGGUGCAAAUGAUUGAAAGAUUCUACGAUCCUUCGGAAGGCUCUGUUGAGUAUCUUGGAACGGAUCUCAAGUUGUUGAACAUAACCUGGUACAGAGAUCAGAUUGGUUUCGUGGGACAGGAACCAACACUAUUCAACGAGACAAUUGCAAAGAAUAUUGCUUAUGGGAGCCCAUCUGUAUCUCAGAAAGAGAUUGAAGAGGCAGCCCGCCAAGCCAAUGCACACAAUUUCAUCAAGAGUUUCCCAGAGGGAUACGACACGUCAGUCGGCGAACGGGGCGGACAGCUCUCCGGCGGGCAAAAACAGAGAGUUGCAAUUGCCCGUGCCCUGGUCAAGAAACCCAAGGUACUGAUUCUUGACGAGGCCACGAGUGCUCUGGAUAGCGAGUCAGAGACCAUCGUACAGGCGGCAUUGGAUAAGCUCAUGCAGUCUCGCGAGCACACCACGUUGGUAAUUGCACACAGGCUAUCUACAAUUGCAAAUGCCGACAAGAUUGCAUUCAUUGCAGAAGGCAAGGUCCUUGAGUACGGUACUCCAGCCGAACUUCUGCAGAAAAAGCAUGGGCGGUACAAGAGGCUCGUGGAAUCGCAAAAGCGCGGUGCAACUCUUGAAGCUCUCUUGGCCAAGCAAAAGAAGGACGAUACAAUAGAAGAAGAAGAGGAGGAGGAAGUAACCAAGACCGAAGACGAAGCGGAAGAAAUCAAGUCUUUCGAUUCUAAGAGAGCCCGAGAACUCGCAUCUCCCGAUGCAGCCUAUAUGGCGCUUGGAUCCGUUGGUGCCGUCAUGGCUGGGGGUGUUUUCCCGAUUUGGGGUAUCCUCUUCGCGCAGACUAUUGAUUUACUUUUCAGAAGAGUUGAGGCAUGCCCCGACCCGUUUAGCGGCAACGUCACCGCGGGUUACUUGACCUGCGAGGACUACUGGACUGAUUUCGCAGAUGACAUGCAACAGAGGUCGUUCGAGGUGGGAGCAAUGUGGGGAGCACUUUUGCUAAACUGCUUAAUUGGGUUCACGCUUAUGUUCGUUGGAUUCGGGCGUGCAAGCGAAAGACUCAGUAAGCGAGUCCGAAACGAUGCCUUUACCGCGCUGUGUCGCCAAGAGAUUGCAUUCUUUGACAAGAGAAGCGUGGGCAAGAUCACUUCCGAACUUCAAGAUGAUGCAGCCCGUAUCCAUGCUUUCUCAGGGGUGCCAAUCAGGUCAGCUCUGCUUGCCCUUGCCUCUGUCGUUACUGGUCUUGUCCUCUCGUUUGUGUACAUGUGGCCUUUUGCUCUUUUGGCUCUGUUCUGUAUCCCUCUGAUGGCGUUUGGGUCAUCGAUGGAAAUGAAAAAAGUGCUUGGAGAAGAUGAAGGAACAGGAGACGGGGAUGACCAAGAGAACAGCCCUGGAGGCAUCGUGGUCGAAACUUUGUUGAAUAUGAGAACUGUCGCGGCGUUGACUCUCGAGAAACCCCGUUUUGAGAAGUACAAGAUUGCCCUGGAAAACUCCAACCCCAACUACGUCUGGACGAGCUUCCAAAGUGGCUUUGUUAGUGGGUUGUCCAUGUUCAUCCAACAGUGGAUCAAUGCGCUGCAGUUUUGGUGGGGUGGUUGGCUCUUAGUGAAUUACCCAUCAAGCUACAUAUUGGAAGACUUCUUGAUCUCCAACUUUGCGCUCCUCUUCGGCAUGUUUGGCUUGGGCUCGGCAUUUCAGGAUCUUGCAGACAGAAAGGAAGUCGAAAAGAGCGCUGCAAGAAUUUUUCACCUCAUGGACAGAGAGAGCGCCAUCGAUCCACUUUCGGAAGCCGGAACGAAGCUGGACAGUCGCAAGAGCAUUUCAAAGAGCGUGUCCAACGGUACAUACAAGAGCCCCAAUGUGUAUGACCCGGAACCUUUCAAGAAGGACCUGGUCAACUGCUGGACUGACGAGAAAGGGGACAUCGUUGAAACCAGCGACGAAGUUUACGUGUAG
Molecule: messenger RNA, 4248 nt
Organism: Seminavis robusta
Lineage: Eukaryota; Bacillariophyta; Bacillariophyceae; Naviculales; Naviculaceae
Source: the annotation of a GenBank genome assembly